Acanthochromis polyacanthus (spiny chromis) is the source of this 2192-nucleotide messenger RNA. Its product is annotated as low affinity immunoglobulin gamma Fc region receptor II-like. Gene Ontology annotation, molecular function: transmembrane signaling receptor activity. The transcript has 11 exons. NCBI's taxonomy places the organism in Eukaryota, Metazoa, Chordata, Actinopteri, Pomacentridae. The record is from RefSeq and is a predicted model, not a curated record. Gene Ontology annotation, biological process: cell surface receptor signaling pathway. Bases 70 to 1149 code for a protein of 359 amino acids.
GGAGGUUCUGAGCUCUGUGAUGUGUUAGCAGAGGUUCAGUCUGAUGCUCAGACAGUCUGCAGCAGCAUCAUGGAGGUUACAGCUCUCUGCAUCCGACUCUUGGUGGAUGUGUUCGUCCUGCUGGCUGCACAAGUGGACCACAGUUACUCUGCUCAGAAAGCUGACACAGUUUUUCUUCGUGUUGAUCCAAAGAGACUUCAGGUCUUUGAAUAUAAAUCUUUCUCUGUGACCUGUGAGGGGAUUGAUGGCGUCUCUGAAUGGAGAGUGAUGAGGAAGCUGCAGAAAGCGUCUGAAGCUAAUUCUUCUUCUAACACGUGCAUCUCAUUGGAGUCUUCCUGCACAUUUGAUCCUGCAUUUCGAAUAGACAGCGGAGAAUACUGGUGUGAAAAUGAAGACGGACGAACAAGUGACACCGUCAACAUCACUGUUGCUGGUUCUGUGAUGCUGGAAAUUCCUGAGCAGCCUGUGAUGGAGGGAGAUGAUGUGACUCUUCGCUGUAUCAACAAGAAAACUAAGUCUAAAGACACAGUUGAUUUCUACAAAGAUGGCAUCCAUCUCAAGACGAGGUAUGACGACAUGAUCUAUAUAAUCCAGAGUGUCUCCAAGUCUAAUGAAGGACUCUACAAGUGCAACAUCCCCGGAUAUGGAGAGUCGCCUAAGAUGUGGUUGGCUGUAGAGAAACAAAAAACAGUCAUUACAGAACCUCCCAAAGACAUUGAACUGUCAGACAGUGAUGUCCCUGAAACCCCCAUGUUAUGGAUUGUUGGUGUUUUGUUGGUGGCUCUGCUGUUGCUGCUGAUGGGAGCACUGCUCUGCAGCAAACACAAAGUCUGUCUUUCAUCUGGAAAAUCAUCACCAGGGCGUGACGACAACACGGUCUUGAGAGAGGACAAUGUGACCGAUCCACAUCAUGCAACAUAUGCUGUUGUCAAUAAGCAAAGGAAGAGGAAAGGAGGAGAUGAUCCGAACCACAUGACAUACUCUUUUGUUACAAUGUCAGAACCAUCAGAGUCCAGUGCAGCCACCAGUGCACUAGAGGAGGGCAUCAUCUACUCUUCAGUCAGCAUAAACAGACAGGUGAUGAGAGCAGCCAAUGAGCCAUGUAGAAAGGACAACGAUGUCAUUUACUCUUCCAUUAACAGAAAGUGACAGCUGACUGAAGACGAGGAGACGCUCAGUUUAAAGCUCUGCUUCUGGAUUUUACUUUGCAAAGGAGGAAGACAUGCUCAGGGAUGUUACAGUAACUCAGCACCUUUUCAAUUUAUGACAUAGUUUUCAGUCUGUAUAGAAUAAUAUUUAAACUUGUAAAGAAAAGUAUGCUAAUUUGCUCCUUUUAAAAUACUUGCAAAGCCCAUUUUUAACCACCUCUCCAUAACCAAUGCUGUAUUUUUAAUCAAAAACUAACAAGUGGUGUAAAUUCUGUCCAAAUACUGUUUUACUCUUUUUUUAAAAAAGUGAAUCAUCUGCUUUUAUAUACAGUAACACACAAUUUCCUCCCUGUGAGUGGAUGUUUCUCCAGCUGUUGUAGUUCAGUUGAAGGAAAACCACAAUAAUAAAGAAAAAAAGCCAAACGCAGCCUUUACCAAUGUUACGUUCUUGUGCAACACAGAGGUCAUGGUGAGGUCACAGCAGAAAUGAUUGGAGGUCUUUGACACCAAACAGCAGGAUUUCAGUUGGUGUGGAAACCAAAGAUGUUUCAGUUCUUUAAAAAAUAAUCAACCGUCAGGUUUUAGUGUCACUUCCUCAAACUCAAAGAUCUUCUUUUAAAAGCAGCCACAAUCACAGGGAGACAUUAGACUGUCUGUAUAUAAAUCUAUAUGUUUUAUAAGAACAAAAACAGCUGACAAGGCAGGCUGAAAAAAAGUGGAUUUAACAGAAAAAGAAAGUUUAAAUGCAGCAGUGUGACACUAUUUUUAUAUAGUUUUAACUUUUCACAGAUGUUUCAGCAAAGUGACAAAGUUUAGAUCAGACAUUAUUUGAUCAAUAAAGCCUCCGUGUUACAAGAAGUUUUUUCAUGCAUUUUCUUUUCUAAACUUUAUUUCUUGUCAUUACUACAAAAAAAACUCUCAUGAGAGCAUCACAGGCUAAAAUUAAAGGCCCUUCAGUGUCUUUAUUUGACUUCAGCAUAAAGAUCUUUCUAAAAUGAUUUGAUGCCUUCAGGUGCUUCACGUGUUUCUUGACCUUACCUUACC